GUCGCUGAUCAGGGUCCCUCACGGGUCUGCUGGGAGAACCCAGAGAGCAGCGCCAGUUCCCGGGUGCAUGCACAGUUUGGUGGCUACUAACCCUGCCGGGCCUCCCACAAUGGAGGGCGAAAGCGUCAAGCCGAGCCCUCAGCCCACAGAGCAGGCCGGGGAUGGUGAGAAGAACCGGAGGAUGACCACUGUCAACCCUGCCCACAUGGGGAAGGCCUUCAAGGUCAUGAAUGAGCUGCGAAGUAAGCGGCUGCUGUGUGACGUGAUGAUCGUGGCAGAGGACGUGGAGGUAGAAGCCCACCGCGUGGUCCUGGCAGCCUGCAGCCCUUACUUCUGUGCGAUGUUCACAGGUGACAUGUCUGAGAGCAAAGCCAAGAAGAUUGAAAUCAAGGACGUGGAUGGACAGACCCUCAGCAAGCUCAUCGACUACAUCUAUACCGCGGAGAUAGAGGUGACGGAGGAGAACGUGCAGGUCCUGCUUCCAGCAGCCAGCUUGCUGCAGCUCAUGGACGUGCGUCAGAACUGCUGUGACUUUCUGCAGUCUCAGUUGCAUCCCACCAACUGCCUGGGGAUCCGCGCCUUUGCAGACGUGCACACCUGCACCGAUCUCCUGCAGCAGGCUAACGCCUACGCAGAGCAGCACUUCCCAGAGGUGAUGCUGGGGGAAGAGUUUCUGAGCUUAAGUCUGGACCAGGUGUGCAGCUUGAUAUCCAGUGACAAGCUGACUGUCUCCUCAGAAGAGAAGGUGUUUGAAGCCGUGAUUUCGUGGAUCAAUUAUGAGAAGGAGACCCGCUUAGACCACAUGGCAAAGCUGAUGGAGCACGUGCGGCUCCCUCUCCUACCAAGGGAUUACCUGGUCCAGACAGUCGAGGAGGAAGCUUUGAUCAAGAACAACAACACCUGUAAGGACUUCCUCAUCGAAGCCAUGAAGUACCACCUCCUGCCUCUUGACCAGAGACUCUUGAUCAAGAACCCCAGGACCAAGCCCCGGACCCCAGUCAGCCUGCCCAAGGUCAUGAUUGUGGUUGGUGGCCAGGCACCCAAGGCGAUCCGCAGUGUGGAGUGCUAUGAUUUUGAGGAGGGCCGCUGGGACCAGAUAGCCGAGCUUCCCUCCAGAAGAUGCAGAGCAGGUGUCGUGUUCAUGGCAGGCCACGUGUAUGCCGUGGGCGGGUUUAACGGCUCCCUUCGGGUGCGGACGGUGGAUGUGUACGACGGUGUGAAGGACCAGUGGACGUCCAUUGCCAGCAUGCAGGAGCGCCGGAGCACGCUGGGCGCGGCCGUGCUCAAUGACCUUCUCUACGCGGUCGGAGGCUUCGACGGCAGUACCGGGCUGGCAUCCGUAGAAGCCUACAGCUACAAGACCAAUGAGUGGUUCUUCGUGGCCCCAAUGAACACAAGGCGGAGCAGCGUGGGAGUGGGUGUCGUGGAGGGGAAGCUGUAUGCCGUCGGGGGUUACGAUGGGGCUUCCAGGCAGUGCCUGAGCACCGUGGAGCAGUACAACCCAGCCACCAACGAGUGGAUAUACGUGGCAGACAUGAGCACCCGACGCAGCGGCGCUGGGGUCGGGGUGCUCAGCGGACAGCUGUAUGCCACGGGGGGACACGACGGACCCUUGGUGAGGAAGAGUGUGGAAGUUUACGAUCCUGGGACAAACACCUGGAAGCAGGUGGCAGACAUGAACAUGUGCCGGCGGAACGCAGGCGUCUGUGCAGUGAACGGGCUCCUGUACGUGGUCGGAGGGGACGAUGGAUCGUGCAAUCUGGCUUCAGUCGAGUACUAUAACCCAGUCACAGACAAGUGGACGCUGCUGCCCACCAACAUGAGCACUGGGAGGAGCUACGCAGGUGUUGCUGUGAUUCACAAAUCCUUGUGACCUGAACUCCCUCAGCCAGGAGGUGGAGGAAGAAGCUGCAGGGCACUGCCUGUGGCAGCGGGACCACGACAAGUGAUGAGAUGGAUUGGGAGGCUCUGCCAUGGGUCGACAACUACCUUCAUUGUCUCGGCAGACCAACCUCAACCCUCUCCGCGUGGACACCGGUGACCCACCUUCUGCUCCAAGGUGCUUUGGAUUCUGCCCUAAACAGUUGAGUUCCUGACAGCCCCAGCAGCACCCUAGGGCGCGCACACUCGGGAACGUGUGCGCGCGUGAGUGCGUGCGUGUGUGCGUGUGUGCGUGUGUGUAAAACAUUUCAUUCAGUCGGGGCUGGACCUGUGUGAUUGUCUACUGGAUUUAUUUACUACUGAUCUUUCUACUAUGCUAAAACUUGUACAAACAUCUUUCUGGACUCACCCAGUGGGACCCUAGACUACUAAAGAUGCUGUCUUCUGGAGGUCCAGACAGAACUAGCCAAAAGCAGCAUUCUAACCGUAUCUGGGACCAUGACUUGACUACUGCAGCUGCGUGGAAGAGCAGGGGCGUCCUCAAAGCUGCUCUGCGGCCUCUCCCUGUGCCGCUGCCUCCUCCUCGACUGCACUCUAGGGGGCGGAUGAGAACGGUUUUGCCUUCACAUUUUGGCCUCUACUCCCCGAUGCCAUGAAUUCCAGAUUUGGAGGAUUUUGUGUCUUCUCAGCAGGGAAAAACAAACUCUUCAGACAAGCCCCAGGGAAAAAAACACUGGAGAGAAAUAGACAAGAAAAGCAAGCGGGCAAGCAAGUAAAAGAAGAAAGUGGUGGGACUGGUAAUAUGGCUCAGUGGUUAGGAACACUGACUGCUCUCCCAGAGGUCCCGAGUUCAAAUCCCAGCAACCACAUGGGGGCUUACAACCAUCCGUAAUGGGAUCCGAUGCCCUCUUCUGGUGUGUCUGAGGACAGCGACAGCAUAC
Messenger RNA from Rattus rattus (black rat), 2822 nucleotides. RefSeq names its product kelch like family member 3 (gene Klhl3). Gene Ontology annotation, molecular function: protein binding. Bases 68 to 1873 code for a protein of 601 amino acids. Lineage: Eukaryota; Metazoa; Chordata; Mammalia; Rodentia; Muridae. The record is from RefSeq and is a predicted model, not a curated record. Gene Ontology annotation, cellular component: cytosol. Gene Ontology annotation, biological process: monoatomic ion homeostasis; renal sodium ion absorption; protein K48-linked ubiquitination. The transcript is spliced from 15 exons.